AUGGAGGCUGCUGUCAAAGUUUCCGAAAGAGAACUUUUACUCCUUAUAGUUGACGUCAAUCCCUACGCAUGGAGUAACAGUAAACUUUUAGAAAAAAUUAGUCUUGAAAAGUUUUUAGACACCAUUCUUGUGUUUAUUAACUCGUAUCUCUUACUUUCUCACGGUAAUCUUCUCGCUGUGGUGGCAAGUCACAAUCAAUCCUGCACUAUACUUUUUCCUGAAGGGAGUAACGCUGCAGAUUCACUUCUCCUAUUUAAAGCGAAGGCGGAUAACUUUAAUGCAAAACAUUCAUUACUCGCAGCCGCCUUAGGAAAAUCGCUUUGUUAUAUUCAUCGCUUUAGAAAUAACGAAAAGUUUCAAGAACUUCUAAGCAGAAUACUCCUUCUUACCGUCUCUGAAGAUCAUUCAGUUCAGUAUUUAUCUAUAAUGAAUUCUAUUUAUGCCGCUGAAAAGUUGAAAAUUCCCAUCGACUGCUGUGUGAUUUCUGAAAACGACUCUGGUUUUCUGCAACAGGCUUCCACCUUGACAAAAGGGCUCUACUACAAAGUUGACUUGAAUGGAAGUAAAUAUUUACUUCAGUAUUUAUUGACUAUUUUUCUUCCGUCUGUUGAGUUGCGAAAGGAUUUACGACUGCCUAUACAGAAAGAAGUUGAUUUCCGUGCUUCUUGUUUUUGCCAUAAUCAAGUGAUCUCGUUGGGCUUCGUUUGUUCGGUUUGUCUUUCCGUUUAUUGUGGGGAUGUUCCGAUUUGCUCUACUUGCCAGUCCCGGUUUAGGCCUUGGAACUCUGAAUAACUGAGAUUUUGAGUUUUCUUUGACUUAAAUAACUUAUAAUAAAACUUUUUAUUUAUGUUA
Molecule: messenger RNA, 852 nt
Organism: Zophobas morio
Lineage: Eukaryota; Metazoa; Arthropoda; Insecta; Coleoptera; Tenebrionidae
Product: general transcription factor IIH subunit 3-like
Exons: 13
Coding region: 1-792 (263 amino acids)
Biological process (GO): regulation of DNA-templated transcription; nucleotide-excision repair
Cellular component (GO): transcription factor TFIIH core complex; transcription factor TFIIH holo complex
Source: RefSeq, a predicted model, not a curated record